CCGACCUAUAGCGUAAUCAGCAGACUCUUAGAAAUCGGAAAUAAUCCUGCUAGAUGUGGAAACGAAAACCUACAAAUGUCAAAAUUUCAUCCUAAUGGAAACCAAAGAUCGAUUUCCUUAACUAAUCUACUGAACAUGAAUAAGGAAAAUGUACGUACUGAAACUGACAGCAUGGGUGAAGUUAAAGUUCCCGGCGACAAAUACUAUGGAGCGCAAACAAUGAGAUCAAAAACUAAUUUUCCUAUAGGGGGUCCAGAAGAACUCAUGCCGAAACCCAUAAUAGUAGCCAUGGGAAUUUUAAAGAAAGCUGCUGCUGUUGUUAACCAGGAAUUUGGUUUAGAUGCUAAAAUUAGUGAAGCCAUUGCUGAAGCCUGUGAUGAGAUUAUAGAUGGUUGUCUAAUAGAUGAACAUUUUCCUUUGGUUAUAUGGCAAACUGGUUCUGGCACGCAAACCAAUAUGAAUUGCAAUGAGGUUAUUAGUAAUCGUGCCAUAGAAAUUAUGGGUGGUAAAAUGGGCUCCAAAACCCCGGUGCAUCCAAAUGAUCAUGUCAAUAAAUCCCAAAGUUCCAAUGACACCUUCCCCGCUGCCAUACAUAUAUCGGUGGGUAUGGAAUUAAAUAAUCGUCUUAUACCAGCUAUUACCGAGCUACAUGAAGGAUUGAAGGAAAAAGAGAAAGAAUUUGCCGACAUUAUAAAAAUAGGGCGUACCCAUCUUAUGGAUGCAGUGCCACUAACAUUAGGUCAGGAAUUUAGUGGAUAUGCACAACAAAUGCAAUAUGCUUUGGAUCGCAUAAAUGCAGUUUUGCCACGUGUGUAUGAGAUUGCUUUGGGUGGCACAGCUGUGGGAACUGGCCUUAAUACCCGAGUGGGUUUUGCAGAAAAAUGUGCCAGCAAAAUUUCACAAUACACGUGCUUACCCUUUACAAAGGCUCCCAAUUUUUUUGAGGCAUUGGCCAGUCGCGACUGUAUGGUAGAGGUCCAUGGUUGUUUAAAUACUAUAGCUGUUAGUUUAAUGAAAAUCGCCAACGAUAUACGUUUAUUGGGUUCGGGACCACGUUGUGGUUUGGGUGAGUUACUAUUACCGGAAAAUGAACCUGGUAGUUCUAUAAUGCCUGGUAAGGUUAAUCCUACACAGUGUGAGUCUUUGACUAUGAUAUGUGCUCAGGUUAUGGGCAAUCAAGUAGCAGUAACUGUUGGUGGUUCCAAUGGUCAUUUUGAGCUGAAUGUUUUUAAGCCACUGGUUGCUUCAAAUGUUUUGCGUUCCAUAAGAUUAUUGGCUGAUGGUGCUUCAAACUUUAAUAAGAAUUGUUUGAAGGAUCUUAAGGCUAAUAAGGAGAGAAUUAAUAAAAUUAUGAAUGAAUCUUUAAUGUUGGUUACUGCUCUUAAUACUCAUAUUGGCUAUGACAAAGCUGCACAUAUUGCCAAAACUGCUCAUGUAAAUGGCACCACACUUAAGGAAGAAGCAAUUAAGUCGGGUUUUGUUACAGAGCAGCAAUUUAAAGAAUGGGUUGAUCCGAAAACUAUGUUGGGUCCUAAAUAAAUUUACGUUUUUAUUGUAUUAUGUAUUAUUUAUAUCUUUAAAUUUAUUCGUUAUUUCGUUGCUUAAUUUAUUACA
This is a messenger RNA of Lucilia sericata (common green bottle fly), 1614 nucleotides long. Its product is annotated as fumarate hydratase, mitochondrial-like. Gene Ontology annotation, cellular component: tricarboxylic acid cycle heteromeric enzyme complex; mitochondrion. The record is from RefSeq and is a predicted model, not a curated record. NCBI's taxonomy places the organism in Eukaryota, Metazoa, Arthropoda, Insecta, Diptera, Calliphoridae. The coding region runs from base 76 to 1539 and encodes 487 amino acids. The transcript has 6 exons. Gene Ontology annotation, molecular function: fumarate hydratase activity. Gene Ontology annotation, biological process: tricarboxylic acid cycle; malate metabolic process; fumarate metabolic process.